AUGGCAGGAGUAAGAGCUAGCAAUGAAGAGCCAAUUCAGUCUGAGAUAUCAAUCAGCGCACAAAGAAUCCUAGCACUCAAGAACCUUCAUUCUCCAAUUGUUCAACCAGAAAUUGCAGCAGGAAAUUUUGAAUUGAAACCGGUCAUGUUUGACUUGCUGGAAACAAUUGGCCUAUUCAAUGGGAUGCCUAGUGAAGAUCCACUUCUCCACUUCAAAAAUUUCAUGGAGGUAGCAGAUAGCUUCAAGAUACAAGGAGUUACAUCGAAUACAUUAAAGAUGAAUUUAUUUCCCUUCUCUCUCACCAAUGGAGCUAAGGCAUGGUCGAACACACUACAACCUAAUUCCAUUCGUAGAUGGGAAGACAUGGCUGAAAAGUUCUUGAUGAAAUUCUUUCCUCACACAAAAGCAAUUCUGUUAAGGAAUGAUAUAGCAACGUUCCAGCAAUAUGAUGGUGAGACACCUUAUAAAGCAUGGGACAGAUUCAAGGAAUUGCUGUGGAAAUGCCCUAAUCAUGGUAUACCAGAAUGGGUACAAAUGGAGACUUUUUACAAUGGUUUUAACGAUCAAACAAGGGGUGUAGUUGAUGCAUCAGCCGGAGGAGCUCUCUUAGCUAGGACAUUCACUGAAGCAUAUGAAAUCCUAGAGAGGAUGACACUUAGCAACUACCAGUGGCCAACGGAAAGAAUGAAUACACCAAAGAAGGCUGUUGGAAUGCUGAAGCAUAAUGAUGUAUCAGUGUUGGCAGAACAUAUUUCAUCUUUGAAUGAUACAAUCAAGUCAUUCAACCUGUCUGCCGAUGUUAGAGCACAUCAAGUGCAUGCCAUAACCAAUGCUAUAUCAUGUGUUUUCUGUAAUGUUCCUCAUGUUUAUGAUAACUGUACAAAAAAUCCUCGAUCUGUUUGUUUUGUAGGAAGCUAUAACAUGAACAAUCCAUAUUUAAACACCUACAAUCAAGGAUGGAGGAGCAACUCAAUUCUUUUAUAUUCACAAGGACAACAACAAGAAUUCUCUGCUACAACAACACAUUCAAAUAGAAUUUCAUACCCUUCUGAAUUUAUGCAGCAGCAGCAUCAAUCCAAACAGCAAGUUGAUACAUCAAAUACGCUGGAAAGCAUGCUGAAAAACUUUAUGGCAAAAAGUGAUGCCCUUAUCCAAAAUCAAACUGCAUCUAUCAAAAACUUGGAAACUCGGAUGGGACAAUUGGCAGAAGCAAUCAAUGUCAGACAAUAUGACACACUGCCUAGCAGCACAGAGUAUCCUAGGAGAAACGAAGAGGAGCACAUCAAGGCCAUUGAAAUAAAGAAUGGAGAAGAACAUGUCAAUGCUAUAGCAAUAUUAGGUGGUGAAGCUAAGGUUUUAAAUCAGAAUGAAGGAGAUAAAGCUGCAAAAGAGGUGGAAAUUUAUUAUCAACCCGAAAAACCUCAAAUUGCUGGGACUGAGAGUACUGCUACAACAAAACUACAGCAGGGUCAGACCGUCAGCAAAACAAUUAUACCACCAUCUCCUUUACCUCAAAGGCUACAAAAGCAACAAGAUGCCAUGCAAAAAGAGCAAACCUUGAGUGAUCUUGAGGCUAAGGUGAAAUUGAGGCCUAUGACUCUACUAGAAAAGAUGGGAAUAAGGAACAUAAGGUCUGCAAAGAUGACUCUGCAUUUACCUAAUCGCUCCAUCAAAGCAUCAAUUGGCAUUGUUGAAAAUAUGAAUGUCAAGAUAGGCAAAUUUGCACACCAAGUAGAUUUUGUGAUGCUUGACAUAAAGGAGGACCCUACUAUUUCUCAAUUUCUCGAGGAAUCAUUCUUUGAUACCCAAAAAGUUAUGGUAGACAUGUGGAAAAGUGAUUUAAUUUUAAAGAUGGAUGGAGAUCAGGUGCAUACCAUUGAAUAUACGGAAGAUGGAAUAACAAACCUCGAUGUUCCUCAAUCAUUAAGGGUUGGAAGCAAGCCCAAGGGAGAAAAGGGUACUGAUGACCAAAAGAGAAGAACUCAAGCCACAGCAAAGGCUUGA
This is a messenger RNA of Gastrolobium bilobum, 2004 nucleotides long. RefSeq lists its product as uncharacterized. NCBI's taxonomy places the organism in Eukaryota, Viridiplantae, Streptophyta, Magnoliopsida, Fabales, Fabaceae. Bases 1 to 2004 code for a protein of 667 amino acids. The transcript has 3 exons. The record is from RefSeq and is a predicted model, not a curated record.